Molecule: messenger RNA, 5598 nt
Organism: Notolabrus celidotus (New Zealand spotty)
Lineage: Eukaryota; Metazoa; Chordata; Actinopteri; Labriformes; Labridae
Product: ral guanine nucleotide dissociation stimulator-like
Exons: 18
Coding region: 164-2776 (870 amino acids)
Biological process (GO): positive regulation of GTPase activity; Ras protein signal transduction
Cellular component (GO): plasma membrane
Molecular function (GO): guanyl-nucleotide exchange factor activity
Source: RefSeq, a predicted model, not a curated record
AAAGCCCCAGAGUGAGUCAUGAUUCCCCUAAACGCUUCAGACAGCAGAGCUGAUCCAGCAGCACGGGUCCAUGAGUCUCUAUCAGAGCCGGUCUGAAGGUCUGAAGGUCUCUCGGAGUACCCCGGUCCUCCUGCGGUGACUGCCCCUCGGCUCUGCGGGCUCCAUGGUCUCUUUCCCGGGCAUGCAAACCGAGGCGCAGAGCCUCAGGCCCGGACAGCUGCUGGACAUGUUCGACUCCACCUGGAGGGUCCGGAGCAUUUGGGACGGGGUGAGGCUGGAGGUGUCCGAGGACCGCAGCCCGGUGGUCCUGCACAGCUUCACACACCUGGACCCGGACCUGCCCCUGCUGGAGAGCUCGACGCAGGAGAUCGGCGAGGAGGCCGAAGACGAUGCCAUCUUCACCAUCACGCUGAGGAAGGUGCAGCUCCACCAGUCAGCCAGUAAGGGGCAGCGAUGGCUGGGCGUGGACACGGAGUCCGCCCUCAGCCUCUACGAGACCUGCAAGGUGCGCACCAUCAAGGCCGGCACGCUGGAGCGCCUGGUGGAGUACAUGGUGUCCGCGUUCAGGGGCAAAGACUCCACCUACGUCACCAUCUUCCUCUGCACGUACCGCUCCUUCGCCUCCACCCGGCAGGUGCUGGAUCUCCUGCUGCACAGGUAUGCGAAGCUGCAGAACGUCCCGCACACAGCACACAGAAUCUGCCAGGACGACUGCAUCGAGCUGAGGAACACGGUCUCGUCCAUCCUUGGUGCGUGGUUAGACCAGUACUCCGAGGACUUCUGGACCCCUCCGAACUACGACUGUCUGCACCAGCUCCUGUCCUACCUGCACUGCCACUUCCCCGGCUCGGACCUGGAGCGCCGCGCACGCAACCUUCUGGCCCACUUCCACCGCCGACAGCAGUGUGAGCCCGACCCUGACGGGGAACACAUCGGCUGCCCUUUCGCCACGCAGGAAGAGAGCGGCUUCGAGGACGAGCUUCCUGGGUUCAGCUUCCUGUCGUUCGAUCCCAUCAUGGUGGCCGAGCAGUUCACGCUCAUGGACGCGGAUCUGUUCAAGAAGGUGGUCCCGUAUCACUGCCUGGGCGGGAUCUGGUCUCAGCGGGACAAGAAGGGGAAGGAGCACCUGGCCCCCACCAUCAGAGCCACCGUGGCUCAGUUCAACUCCGUCACCAACUGUGUCAUCACCACCUGUCUGAGCAACCCGGCGCUGAAGCCCAACCAGAGAGCGCGGCUGCUGGAGAGGUGGAUCGACGUGGCCCGGGAGUGUCGGAUUCUGAAGAACUUCUCCUCUUUGCGAGCCAUCCUCUCCGCCCUGCAGUGCAACGCCAUCCACCGCCUGAAGAGGACCUGGGAGGAAGUCUCCCGGGAGAGUUUCCGCACCUUCCGCGAGCUGUCCGAGAUCUUCUCCGACGACAACAACUACUCGCUCAGCCGGGAGCUGCUGGUGAAGGAGGGGACGUCCAAGUUCGCCACCCUGGAGAUCAACCCCAAACGAGCUCAGAGGAGACACCAGCAGCAGAGAGACCUGGGAGUGAUGCAGGGGACGAUCCCAUACCUGGGGACCUUCCUGACCGACCUGGUGAUGAUGGACACGGCCAUGAAGGACUACACGGAGGGCGGACUCAUCAACUUCGAGAAGAGACGGAAGGAGUUCGAGGUGAUCGCUCAGAUCAAGCUGCUGCAGCUGGCCUCCAACAACUACAGCUUCACUCAGGACAGUCACUUCAGAGAGUGGUUCGCAGGCGUGGAGAAGCUCAGCGAGGCCGAGAGCUACAACCUCUCCUGUGAGAUCGAGCCGCUGUCAGAGUCGGCGAGCAACACGCUGAGAGCCAAGAAGAACGGAGGGAUCAUGAAGCGCUGGAGCGACCGGCAGCUGACGGAGGCCGGCUGCAGCAGCGCCUCCAGCUCUCACUCCAAGUCCUUCGACCACUCGCACUACAGGCCGUACCAAGGAGGAGGCGGUGGCGGUGGAGGCGGAGGGGGAGGCGGCGGCGGUGGCGGUGGCGGUGGCGGGGGGGACAGCGGAGACGCCCUCAGUGUCACCUCCGUCAGCUCCAGCGGGUCAGACCUGGAGGACGUCAACGCCAGCUUCCUGUCCGACUCCCCGGAGGGACACGAGAGAAAGGUGAGACCAAAUCUGACGUCGACUCCCUCAGUAAAACUCACCGUCUCUGCGUUGGGGCGUGAAGCUCCUGCGGCCGACACGACGUCCACGUUCUGGGAGUGCACGUCUCUCUCGUCUCUCGACACCUCGGGGACGGGGUCCAGCUCCGGGUCGGCCUCGGGGUCCAGCUCCGCCUCCUCCUCCUCCGUCUCCUCGUCCACGCCGCUGUCGGCGUCCCGCUCGCACAAACGCUCGGUGUCGGCGGUGUCGAACUACUCCACUCUGUCUCUGCCGCUCUACAACCAGCAGGUGGACGACUGCUGCAUCAUCAGGGUCAGCCUGGACGUGGAGAACGGGAACAUGUACAAGAGCAUCCUGGUGACGAGUCAGGACAAGACUCCGGCCGUCAUCAGGAAGGCGAUGAUCAAACACAACCUGGAGCGAGAGAAGACGGACGAGUACGAGCUGAUGCAGAAGAUCUCAGAGGACAAAGAGCUUCGGAUCCCGGACAACGCCAACGUUUUCUACGCCAUGAACUCCACUGCCAACUACGACUUCGUGCUGAAGAAGCGCGGCCUGGCCCGCCCGGUGCGCGCCAAAAACGUGGCGAGCUCCACGCUGCCACGCAUGAAACAGAAGGGACUGAAGAUCGCCAAAGGGAUUUUCUGAGGAGACAAACUCACGCCUCUUCCUGCCUCCCCUCCUCCUCCUCCCCCUCAAACCCUCUCCGGUUCCUCUCUCCUCGGAGGAAACAUUUCUGUCGGGGGUCUGCGUGAGGCGAACUAACCGGAGACACGAGCGAGAAUCUCUGUGGAUUAUCAGGACGCAGACGGGCAGACGAGCAGACGAGCAGGCGAGCACCUUAGCACUUCCAGCAGCUGUGGAGGAUCCUCCAAAGACAGAGCGGCGAGAGGUGACUGUGAGGCCGCCGACAGAGGGUGUUUGUGACGAACGAGUCGGACUCUGCGGCGUCACGUGUCGGCGUGUCGGCGUGAAGUGGAGCAGAUCGUUUCAUUUCUGGAUUUUGUUUACAAACGUUUACAUCCCAACAUCUGGACUCGCUCUCUGACGCUUCUGUUCCUCCAGAGGAGCUCUGCACCUUUUUUCAAAACUCCCUCUGCGGCCUGCGCCCUCCUCCGCCCUCACGCCACGCCCCCCCCCUGCUGGCACGGAGUGUACAUAAACAUUACACGAAGCCACGGCGUGCGAUUACACACACACACACACACACACUCACAGGCGUGUGUGUGCACAGCUGAGUGUUUCGAAUGUGUUUCUACUCUUCAGGGAACUUUUGUGGUGAGUGUACCGCCGCCUUUACCGUGUCGCCCCCGCGGGGGGUGGGGGGGGUCGCUCCUGAUGUCCACGGCGUUUCUCUGAACUCUCCGCCCGGACGAGGAGGAGGGAACACUUUGACUUCUGAACGCUGCCAUGUAACAAAAACAAAAAAAGAACAGGUGGAGACUUUAGAGACGAACAGCCAUGAUCACACUGUUUGCUUUUUUUGAUAAACUGAACGGAGACCACUACACGCUGAAGUCCUGGGACCCCUCAGCGGGGACGGACUGAGAGAAGAAGAAGAAGAAGAAGAAGAAGAAGAAGAAGAGGAGGAGGCGAGCUGAAAACAAACUGAGUGUAAAUACCUUGAACACCACGUGUGCAGUAUGUUCUGUGGAGACGGAGAUUUUGUUCAUAGACUCGUCACGAUAUCUUUUUGAUUUUGCUUUGUACGUUCUGUGUGUUUUUGCAUCUCUCUGCUCUGAUAUGGUGCUGCUAAUUAUUCCUCUGAAGAUGUCGUUCCCCGCCGCACUUCACCGCUUUCUCUCCGCUGACGGCCGCCGCCGCGUUGGAAGACGACGCAAACGUCUCUGCGUAACCUGCAGCGUGAGGCGUUCAAUGUCAGGUUUGCUGAGUCAGAGAAAUGAAAGUCUGCACGAAAACAGAGAAAGAGUUAAAUAAAUAACUAAACCUCAGUCACAGACGAGAUGAAGAAUUAUUAAAUAUUAAUACAAUUAUCUGUAAUUGAUGCAAAAAUAUCAAAGUAUUCAGUUUUAAUUGGUUGAAAAAGCUUCUAAAAAUAAUUAAAAGAAUAAAUAAAUAAGACUCAGACUCACCGAUUUGAAUUUCCUGAAACAGCAAACUGGUGUUUUAUUGAAACCCCUGCACAGGAAAGAGACAGAGUUAGUGUUUGAAUUCUUCCAACAUGGCGGCUCCUCCUUCACCUCCAUCGUAUCCACUCUUUCUGAAUGUGCCAUGACAGGCGAGUGUGUUUCAGAGACACACCGACGAGUCCCGCUGAUUUAUCCUGCAGGACGUUCUCUCAGCUGUGGAGCGAGGACAGCAGAGUCUUUCCUCUCUGGGCUCUCUCUCUCUCUAUCUCCUUCCUUCUCUCUCUCUCUCUCUCUCUCUUUGGGGACCUAGUCAGAGGUUUAGUCGUGGGAUGAGCCCAGAUGUAGACAGUGAAGCUGCCAAACUGCACGAGAGUAACGUCGCUCUCCUCUCUGGUCUCUGCGCUGUCCCUGAUCUGUUUCUUUAGAGGAGAAAUCCAACCUGAGACGAGUUCUCUCCGACCUGACGACAGAGCUGUGUUUGGUGACGUGCUCUCUGUUUCUUUGGGUGCGUUUUGAUUUCAUUUCUUUUGUCAAGAAACAAAAAUCUCUGACAUUGAGUCCCAAAAAAUGUAACAAAAGCAGCUUCUAGGUGAGACCAGCGCCUACGACUUUCCCAGCAAAUAUCAGCUCCCACAUUUAGUCUGCUGUGCCAAUGCAUCCAGGACUAGCUUUCACACACAAGCAGGUGUACUUCUUGUCACCAGGACCUUCUUUUAAUGUAACCUUAAACCUCACAAACUUUGUAUCCCAGUCCUUAUGGCAUCACUUAACAGCUUCUGCAGGUUAAAUCAGUCCUGACAAGCUCAGCUCUGCAGCUUUAUAGCACAGGUUAAUAUGCAUUUGUAAGGGCCUGUGUCCACUGACAGCGCCUCCAUAGUCAGUUUCAAAAAUCUGAGUUCAGUUCUUCCAGGCAAUGAAAUGCAUCAAAUGACUUCUCUGGAACCUGAAGAACAAGAGAGAUAAAGCCUUCAUUUUUAGUGUUUUGGGUAAUUUAUACCUUAAAACACCAUAUGAGAUCAGAAAUUGUCGAAUUUGUCUUAAGGGCCUGUGUCCAGUGGCACUUCUGCUUUCUUGAAAGCCAGUUUAAAAAAGAACCUGAGGAACAACAGACUUGAAGCCUUAAUUUUGAGUGUUUUGGACAAUUUGCACCCUUCAAAACAUCAUAUGUCUACAAAAUAGUCAAAUUUAGCUUAAGGGCCUGUGUCCACUGACAGAACUUUGAUAGCCAGUUUCAAAAGUGAAGGGAGCAGAAGUCUGAGUUCAGUUCUUGCAGGCACUGAAAUGCAUCAAAUGACUUCUCUGGAACCUGGAGAACAACACAGUUGAAGCCUUAAUUAAUGGUGUUUCAGGCAAUUUGCACCUUAAAAACACCAUCAAGUU